AUGGAGUCUUGGAUAGUUGCUCAAAAAAAGGUAUUUACAAAUUGGUGUAAUAUAUAUCUUGGAUUGAGACAACUCUCUAUAAAAGAGAUUGAUAAAGAGUUUAAAGAUGGAUUGUUGUUGGCUCAUCUUCUUGAGAUUCUCAGUGGCAAGAAUGUAUUGGUUAGCAAGUGUUCCAAGCUAAAGAAUCGUGUGCAUCUCAUCAAUAAUAUCAACUUUAGUUUGAAGUUUAUCAGUGAUGAGGGUAUCAAGUUGGUGGGUUGCGGCGCCGAAGAUAUCACCGAUGAGAAUCUCAAGUUGAUCAUGGGUCUCAUUUGGACACUGAUCAAAACCUAUCAGAUCCAGACGAUUCAACAGAACACCACCGCCAAUGCCAACCUCAACUCCAGUACCAACAGUGUGGGCUCACCCUACAAAUCUAAACAAACGGCAAACGAAGCAUUGUUAAAUUGGACACGUCAAGAACUUAAAGAUUAUUCAAAUAUCCAUAUCACUGAUUUUACAAACAGUUUUAAAGAUGGUAUCGUAUUUUGUUCGUUGGUUCAUAAAUUAAUACCAGAGGCAAUCGAUAUUUCAAGUCUUCAAGCUGAUCAAGCAAUGUCUAAUUUACAGUUGGCUUUCGACACUGCAAAGAAAGAGUUGAAUAUCCCCGCUAUUCUUGAGGCCAAGGAUAUUAUUGAAUCACCGGAUGAGCUGUGUAUUAUGACGUAUCUCUCGUUGUUCCCCAAAGUCUACCAGAAGUUCAAUGAUCCAAACAUCGCCAAUAAGAGAUUCUCUGUUUCUUGGUUGACACCUUCCGCACCUAUCAAUAUGAGUGGUAGCAAUAGUUCUGGUAAUCUACUCAGCAACGGUGGUGGAAGUAGCGGUAAUCUGAUGAAUCCAAUCUCUCAGAGCGAUAGCAGUAGUUCUAGCAGUUUAAUUCAAGAUUCAGUCAACUCAUCAUCGUUCACCAAUGAUACACUGAGUGAAUCGAGUGGAUCUGAGAGAUCGGAUUUAGAGGAUUCGAAAUCAGAUCAUAGCAGCAGUAGUGGCGGUCAUGAAAAAGAUGACAAAGUCGAUAAAGAGAACGCUGAAAAGCUCAACAAGUUGAGUGAAGAGCUCGAUAGUUUAAAGAAGAUUAUUGGUGAUCUGGAGAAACAACUGGUCGAUAAACAACAUAAUAUCGAAACAAUCGAAGAUCAAUCAAAGAAAACAACCAAUCAUUUACAGAUACUACUCAAUGGUUAUUCCGAUCAGAAUGAAUUGGUAGAGUUGAUUCAGCAUAUCGAAAGUGGCAGUCCCAACUACAGUUUGAUUAGUUCACUUAGCAAGCUGAUGUUGGAGCGAACCGACAAGAUCAAAUCGCUGCAAUCAGAGAUUGAAUCAAUCAAUCAAGAUCUGACAAAGAACAAGAGUAGCUACGACGAUGUUAGCAAGGAGUUGGACGAACUCCGACAGUUUAAGAAUCAAUGUCAGUGUACUACUUUGGUGGUUGUUUUGCAACAAAAGAUUAAGGAUCUGGAGAGUGAUUUCCAAUCGAAAGAGUCAGCACAUCACGAAGCGCUCGGUACUGUUGAGAAGGAUCUGGAACAGGCACAGCAAAAGAUUGAACAGUUGAAUGGCUGCAUCGAGGAAGAAAGAGAAAAGUCACUGGUGUCUUUGGAUCAAUUGCGUGAGUCACAUCGAAAUGCUAAUAAUGAUCUUCAACUCGAGAUUGAAAAGAAAACCAAUGAAAUCAGUGAGAAGGAUGAGAGAAUCAAAGUACUUCAAUCGGAUAUCGAAAGUGUAACAAAUAAUCUCAAUGAGCAAUCUUCAAAGUCGAUUAAACAGUUGGAGGAUUCGAAUCAAGCGUUGAUUGAAGAGAGAAAGGCAUUGCUGGCAGAGAAACAAAUGUUGGAGAGCGAGAAGGAAGAGAGAAGCAAAGUACAUCAAUCGGAUAUCGAAAGUGUAACAAAGAAUCUUAAUGAGCAGAUGGAUUCAAAUCAAGCGUUGAUUGAAGAGAAAAAAGCAUUGCUGGCAGAGAAACAAAUGUUGGAGAGCGAGAAGGAAGUACUUCAAUCGGAUAUUGAAAUUUUGAAAAAGGAUCGAGAUGAACAGAUUAGCCAAGCAAAGGAACAGUCUUCAAAGUCAAUUAAGGAGUUAGAAGAUUCAAACCAGGCAUUGAUUGAGGAGAAGAAGGCAUUGUUGGUAGAGAAGGAGGUUUUGGACAGCGAGAAAGAAGAGACAAUCAGAGUACUUCAAUCGAAUAUUGACAGUUUAACUAAGAAUCUAAACGAUCAGGUCAAUCAAUCAAAGGAGCAGAGUUCAUUAGAAGAUUCAAACCAAACACUGUUAGAGGAGAAUAGAGCGUUGCGUGCAGUGAAGCAAAUGAUGGACAAAGAUACAGAGGAGAAAGUCAGAGAACUGAAUGAUCAGAUUAAUCAAACAAAGGAACAGUCUUCAAAGUCUAUUAAGCAAUUGGAGGAUUCAAAUCAGGCAUUGGAAGAGCAGAAUAAAACAUUGUUGGCAAAGAAGCAAGAGUUGGAUCAUGAAAAGCAAGAGUUGGUUAAUGAGAAGAGUAAAUUGGACAACUCUGUCAAGCAGUUGUCGGAAGAGGUCGAUAGAUUGAAUAGAGAGAAGCUUUCAAUAGAGGAAAAGGCAAAUGAUUCACUCAACUCCCAAGUAGAGUCAACCACCAAGAAGUUGUCAGAGGAGAGAUUGAUAUUCAUUGAUCAGUUGGAGAGUCUAAAGGUGGAGAAAGAUCAAGUUAUCUCUAGUUAUCAAUUGCAGAUCAAUGAUCUCAACAAACAUGUAGAAUCAAAAGAGAAUGAUCUGAAGGAGUUGAAGGAGAGUUGGGACAACGAGAAGCAGUCGUUUUUGGAGGAAAUCAAUAGGUUGAAAGAAGAGGUAGAGUCACUUGACACAAUCUCUUCUGAAAAGUCGAGAGUAAUUGAAACGAUCAAUCAAGAGAAACAGCAAUUGGUAUCAGGGCAAAAUGAUAAUCAUCAGCAACAGGUAAACGAGAAGGAUGAUCAAAUUAUCAAGUUGUUGGAAGAUAUCAAGAGACUGGAAGAGUCGCUUCUCAGCAACAACAAAGCAAAGGAUUCUACAAUCGAGAAACUGACGAAGGAUAAUGAAGAGAAGAGCCAGGCGUUUGAAGAGAGAGAUGGCUAUUCGAAAUCGUUGGAAUCACAGUUGAUAGAGUCGAAUGAGAAGAUAAGAACACUUACAGAGAACACUGCUACUCUCGAGCAGAAAAGCAAAGAUUUGGAGAUGGUAAAGUCAGACUUGGAAAAGAUGAGGGAGGCCUCAGUGGAAUCGGAACAAAGUUUGGCAAACACCAAGAAGUUGUAUGUAGAACUUCAGGCUGGCUCCAAGACACAAUUGGAUCGAAAGAAUAACGUAAUUCAAGAGUAUGAGUUUAGGGAGAAGCAGAUGACAGAGAAGCAUCGCGCAAGAGAAUCAGAUCUGACACAACAACUCAAAGAGAGAAAUGAGUGCUUCGAUGAGAAGCUCAACGACUGCAAUACACUCUUGGAGAAGAGAAAUCAAUUGGAAGACACUGUUGACGAACAGGACAAGAUCAUCAAGGAUCUGAAAAAGGUUGUUUCUCACUUGGAGGAGCAGUUGGAGAAGUCGUUGGGUUCACUGAAACGAGAGAAUACCAAGUAUCAAGAGACAUUUGAAGAUGGAAUCAAGAACUUUGCCAAUAUAGCUGACAAGAUGACAUUGGUUACAAAGCGAUUCGAAGAGAGCGAGGAAAUGGUCAGUCAAACACACAGCGCCAGAGAGAAAGAGUUGGAGACUGCUCUUCGAAAUAUUGUUUCUUUGAAGCAAAUGUUGGAUGACGAACGUGCCAAGACCAGUAAACUUGAGGAAUCCUAUCAAUCUUUGCAAUCCAACUCAAUACCAAAGCAACAACAUGACAGUGAGAUGCAACAACAAAAGAAAUCAAUGUCAGAUAUUCAUUCAAACCAAAUCAACAAAUUGAAACAAGAAUAUCAAGAACAAAACAAAAAACAAUUGCAACAGCAACAACAACAACAACAACAACAAUCAUCAUCGUCUGAUACAACUGAUCCUUUGGAUGAAUCAAUUACCAAUGAAGUUAGAAAUCACCCAUAUUCUCAACUUCAAAAAGUAUAUAAAUUGGCAAACAAACAGUAUUUUGUCAAUUCCAACAUUGUCAAUAUAAUAUCAAAAGACAAGAAAUUAUAUGCAAAAUUUGAUGAAAAGAAAAUAGUUUUAUUACAGGAAUUAUUUAUAACUCCAACGUCCAAAGAAUCGAAACUUCCAUGGGGAUUGAUCAUAGGUGGAAUUGUUUUAGCCAUUGGUAUUUUACGCUACUUACCAAUAACUCGUACUGCUUUCUCAUAA
Heterostelium album PN500 is the source of this 4332-nucleotide messenger RNA. It is a transcript of the gene abpD, whose product is annotated as interaptin. Gene Ontology annotation, biological process: actin cytoskeleton organization. NCBI's taxonomy places the organism in Eukaryota, Evosea, Eumycetozoa, Acytosteliales, Acytosteliaceae. The transcript is spliced from 4 exons. Gene Ontology annotation, molecular function: actin filament binding. Gene Ontology annotation, cellular component: plasma membrane; cell projection; cell junction. Bases 1 to 4332 code for a protein of 1443 amino acids. The record is from RefSeq and is a predicted model, not a curated record.